Closterium sp. Naga37s-1 is the source of this 843-nucleotide messenger RNA. The record is from the annotation of a GenBank genome assembly. Lineage: Eukaryota; Viridiplantae; Streptophyta; Zygnematophyceae; Desmidiales; Closteriaceae.
AUGGCGAGUAAGGCGUGGCUGUCCGCAGCGCGCAAGCUGCUGCCGCUCUCCCUCCUCGUGCUCCUCGCCGUCACCAGCGCCAGCGCAGCGCGGCCCGGAAAUACGUUCGGCUCUACAUCGGCCUUGGGAUCUCCGCACAGGGUCGAGCGGAAGCUGUUCAGCUGGGACGGGGUGACGGUGGAUCAGAUCAUUGCAGGGAGCCUGGGCACAAUCGACGCUGUGGAUGACGACGGCGAAGUGACGACGAAGGUGGUGGAUAUUUUCAUGAACGCGGGUUACAACGUGAUGGUGAUCAAGAGCUCUCGCAAGGUGGAGGGUGACCCGUCUUAUGCCGAGGUCUGGGUGUCACAUUUCUGGGGUGACUCGGUUUUUGCGGUGUAUUACAAGCAGGGUGCGUUCAACGUUGUGAACACUGGGGAUGGCGGGUUUCAGAAUUGGGCCUUUGGAGGGAAUUGGGAUAGAAAGCAGCAGGAGGAGGAGGAGAGGAGGAAGGAGGAGGAGAUGGCAGUGCGAGUGGAAGCAGCAAUAAGAGAGAGGGUAGAAGCAGAACUGGCGUGCGAUCGGGUGCAGCAGCAGGUGGCAGCGAUGGUGGCGGCGGGCAGGCAGAAGCUGAGGGAGGAGGUGCAGGCGCAGGUGGAGAGAGAGAAGCUGGCGCUGCUGGCCGAAGCGCGAAGGAAAGAGGAGCAAAAGCGGAAGGAGCAGGAGGAGUUGGAGCGAAUGUUGGCGGAGAAUCAGAGGAAGGUGGAGGAGGCACAGAGGAGAGCAGCGGAGGAGAGAGCGAGAGAGGAGGGGUUGAGACACAAGGAACGAGAGGCAGUCAAUGUGGUGGGGUGGCGGGUGUAG